Molecule: messenger RNA, 1227 nt
Organism: Sus scrofa (pig)
Lineage: Eukaryota; Metazoa; Chordata; Mammalia; Artiodactyla; Suidae
Gene: LHFPL7
Product: LHFPL tetraspan subfamily member 7
Cellular component (GO): membrane
Source: RefSeq, a predicted model, not a curated record
UCUUACAUAUUGAGUUAUUUCCUUAUUGUCUCUCUUUCUCUCACUAGAGUGUAAACUCCAGGAGGACAGUGGUUUUGUCUGUCUUCCUCACCACUUCUAGCACCUAGAAGAGAUCCUGGAACAAGGUCACUGACACUCCCUGAUGGUGGGCAGUGUGUGGGCAGCUCUGGGGCUUUCCCUCACCUGCAUCUCAGCCCUCAGCCUCAUCUCCCCUGCCUGGUUCCAGACCACCACCUUCUCCUUCGGUGUCUUCACCUACUGCUCCUGGUCUCAGGGUGACCGCUGGAACCAGAGCUGUGGGACCUUCAGGUCUCUGGAUAAUAUUCCUGACUUUGCCUGGAAGGUGUCAGCUGCGAUGCUCCUUGGAGGCUGGCUCCUACUGGCCUUCAAUGCAAUUCUCCUCCUGUCCUGGGCCCUGGCCCCAAAGAGACUGUGCCCAAGGAGGGGCAGUGGCCCAAUGCUGGGGGUGCAAGCAGCAGCAGCCAUUGCCACCAUUGUGGGCCUGCUGGUUUUCCCCAUCAGCUUGGCCUCCCCAUUCGCCAAGGAAGCCUGCUUAGUCUCCUCCAUGUACUGCAGUGGUCAAUGCCAGCUGGGCUGGGGCUACGUGACUGCCAUCCUCAACGCAGUCCUGGCUAGCCUCCUGCCCAUGAUCAAGUGGCCCCACGUGACUGAGGUCCAGCAAAGGACCAUCCUCUUUUCCAGUGACACUCAGAGCAUCAUUCUUAUGCCAGAAAUGAGCAAAUAAAAAUAUCCCAGAAGAAAAAGAGCUCAAGUUGUAUGAAAUCACCAAGCAGCCAGGCUCAAAUCCCACCUCAGCUGCUUCCUUACUGUGUGACAUCAGGCAAAUCCCUUCACUUUCUCUGGACCUCAGUGUAAAUUUCCUUAAAAUGGGAGGUGGAAUAAUGCCUACCUCGUAGGGUUGUUAUGAGAAUUAACUUGAGACACUGUAAGUAUUAUAUGGAUGUAGUGCAGCACAAUGUUAAGCAUAGUAUUUAAUAAACUUUAGUUAUUACUAUUGUAAUCCCUACCUCACUGGCCUGUGGUGAGAAUAUAUCUAUUUAUGAAAAGUGCCUGGGGGCAAUUCUGAGCCCAUGGUCUCCACUCAAAUACUACAUCUCUUUCUCUCUCUCUCUUUUUUGUUUUUAGGGCUGAAUCCAGAGCAUAUGGACGUUUCCAGGCUAGGGGUCAAAUUGGAGCUGUAGCCACUGGCCUAUGCCACAGCCACAC